Messenger RNA from Gekko japonicus, 1641 nucleotides. RefSeq names its product oncoprotein induced transcript 3 (gene OIT3). The transcript is spliced from 9 exons. The record is from RefSeq and is a predicted model, not a curated record. Bases 1 to 1641 code for a protein of 546 amino acids. NCBI's taxonomy places the organism in Eukaryota, Metazoa, Chordata, Lepidosauria, Squamata, Gekkonidae. Gene Ontology annotation, molecular function: calcium ion binding.
AUGCAUGCUCCAAAGUGUGUUCCCGUUAAGGUUCUCUCUCCUUUCUGUGUUUCAGCUCUUGACCCUUGCUCUGCCUACCUCACCCUGAAUGAACCAUGGAGGAACACAGAGCACCAGUUCAAUAGUUCUUUCGACCAACCGGAGUGUGACAGUGCUGUUGAUGGGGAAUGGUACCGCUUUACCGGGAUGGCUGGUGAUGCUAUGCCCACCUUUUGCAUCCCAGAGAACCACUGUGGUACCCAUGCCCCAAUCUGGCUGAAUGGCAGCCACCCUCAAGAAUCAGAUGGCAUUGUUCAAAGACAAGGAUGUGCCACCUUCAAUGGGAACUGCUGCUUUUGGAACACCACAAUUGAUGUCAAAGCAUGCCCGGAAGGCUAUUACAUCUAUCGCCUUACAAAGCCCAGUGUCUGCUACCAUGUCUACUGUGGAUACUUCUAUGACAUCUGUGACAGGAUCGAUUGCGGCACUUCGUGUCUGGAGCCCAGAGGCUGUGUCUGCUCUUUGGGGACAACGCUGGGACCAGAUGGGCAGACCUGCCUUGAUGACGAUGAAUGUGAACAGAAUAAUGGAGGCUGCAGUGAGUUCUGCAUAAACCUAAAAAAUUCCUAUCGUUGUGAAUGUGGAAUUGGACGUGUUCUGGGGAGUGACGGAAAGACCUGUGAGGAAAUCGAUGGAUGUCACAAUAAUAAUGGAGGCUGCAGUCAUACUUGUAGCACAGUGGGAAACACCUACCAAUGUGAGUGCCCACGGGGUCUCGUGUUGUCAGAUGACAACCACAUGUGCCAAGUCCCAGUCCUGUGUAAAUCUACCUCCAUAGAAGUGAACAUCCCUAAGGAUCUUGUUGGAGGGCUGGAUCUCUCACUCAUCAAUGGUUCCUGCAAAGGAGUAUCCAAUGGCACUCAUGUCAACAUCAGGUUCUCCCUGAAGACCUGUGGUACCAACAUAGAGGUAGUAAAUGACAAAAUCAUCGCUACCAAUAUGAUAACUGGCUUGCCAAAGCAAACUCCGGGCAGUAAUGGUGACAUUAUCGUCCGAACUGGCAAACUGUUGAUCCCUGUAACUUGUGAGUACCCUCGCUGGUACACCAUCUCAGAAGGCUAUGUCCCCAAUGUUAAGAACUCACCACUGGAGAUUGUGGGUCGCAACCGAGGCGUCUUCCCCUUCACCCUUGAAAUAUUCAAAGACAAAGAGUUUGAAGAGCCCUACAGGGAUACCCUCCCCACUCUUAAACUCCGAGAUUCUUUGUAUUUUGGGAUUGAGCCCUUGGUGCGCGUGAACGGCCUCGAGACAUUGGUGGAGAGCUGCUUUGCGACCCCUACGGCCAGGAUUGAUGAGUUCUUGAAGUACUACUUAAUUCGAGAAGGCUGUGUUUCUGAUGAGUCGGUGAAGCAGUACACAUCCAAGGAUCAUCUCGCCAAGCACUUCCAGGUCCCAGUCUUCAAAUUUGUGGGUAAACUCAACAAGGAAGUGUUCCUGCAUUGCCGUGUCCUUGUGUGCGGAGUGACAGAUGAGAGGUCUCGUUGUGCCCAGGGCUGCCACCGACGGAUGCGCAGAUGGGCUGAGACAGAGGAAGAGGAAGCCAGUCAUGUCGUUCACCAUAUCCUGACAGGGGGUCCCAUUAGGAUUGACAUGGAGAAGUAG